Molecule: messenger RNA, 839 nt
Organism: Armigeres subalbatus
Lineage: Eukaryota; Metazoa; Arthropoda; Insecta; Diptera; Culicidae
Exons: 2
Coding region: 174-812 (212 amino acids)
Source: RefSeq, a predicted model, not a curated record
CAUUUAAUUUGUUAGGAUCAGGUAUCAAAUUGAUUACAGGGAAUCUUGAUGAAAACGACCUUAUAGAAAUAAAUCAUGAUAUUCAAAACUUGAAAUCAAAAAGCCAAUCAUUAAUUAAACAGAAUAACGUACAGGUAGCCAUCAAUGAAAGGAUUGAAAAGCAACUAAACGAGAUGACAGAAAGCUUCAACAAACAUCAAAAUGCAAUUGUAAAAGAACUUGUAAAAGCUAAAAAUAAUAGAUUAGAGAACCACAAUGUAACCCUUCUCAUGCAAACAUUCAAAAUUUCAUAUCAUUUAGAUCAAAUUGAGGACUUCUUAGAAUCAGUAUUUGAAACUAUUCAACUUGCUAAACUGAAAAUUAUUCCCAGAAACUUUCUAGAUAAGAGCGAGCUUAAACUUAUCAAGGACAAAUUAGAAGAACAACACGUAGAGUUCAUUAAUACAGAUCAGGUUUACGAGCUUUUAGAUAUCAUAUCAGUCUUCAAAGACAAAACAUUAUAUUUCAUCAUACUCAUACCCCAACUAGAACCUUCCAGCUUCAACCAACUACUCUUAGAGCCAGUACCUAUCAACGGUAGAACGAUGAAGAUACCUACAACAUCAGCACUAUUCGGAAUAAACUCAACGUUUUUCAUCAAAAGGGAUUGUCGAGCAAUCGAAACAAACACUUUAUGCAACCGGAACGACCUCAUGGAUGUUUCCACAGAUAACUGCUUUUCAAAAAUUCUAAGAGGAUACCCAGUAUCCUUUCAGUGCUCCUUGUUACCUCAUACAUCAUUAUCAGGAGACGUUCAACAACCAUUCCAAUAAUCGUAUCGGGACGAUACGAUCUUAAAG